Messenger RNA from Vicia villosa (hairy vetch), 1684 nucleotides. Its product is annotated as putative RING-H2 finger protein ATL21B. The record is from RefSeq and is a predicted model, not a curated record. Gene Ontology annotation, molecular function: polysaccharide binding. Lineage: Eukaryota; Viridiplantae; Streptophyta; Magnoliopsida; Fabales; Fabaceae. The transcript has 2 exons. Bases 305 to 1537 code for a protein of 410 amino acids.
UAGCAAUAGCACUUUUCCUGAAAUUGCAUUGCCACUUUAAAGUCAGAAAUGACUCCAGCACAGCAUUAAUGUUUUUGGUCCAUUCUUAUAAUCUAACAUUAUUGGUCAAUUACUUUACCAAAUUUCUAGCCAUGUUCCACACGCUGCCUCUUCUAUUCAAUUCUCAUAAUUGACUUUUCUUCACAAAUACUCAUUUAAAAAUUGACUUAUAAAGUCCUUGUUCCAUUUCUACUCUAAUUUUUCUUCUCUACUCGAUCAUUCAUAUAUUAUUAUUAUUAUUAUUCUCUCUCAAAUUCUUUUACUAAUGGCUUCCUCAACUCUAACACCUGUUAUAUUUUUCACUAUCUUCAUUAUUUUCGACCUUCAAACUUCUAAAGCCAAACAAACAAUCUGCAAAACCUUAUCAUGCGGUGAUAUUGAUAUCACUUUUCCUUUCGAUUUAACACAAACUACUCAAAUUCAAGAUCCUCGUUGUAGCUAUUAUCCAAAUCCAUCUUUCCAACUUUCAUGCCACAAAAAAACACAAACAAUCCUCAGCCUCCCCAAUACAAACAACUUAAUCAUCAACAACAUCGACUACAAAACCCAAACAAUCCAAGUCAACGACCCCGAAGGUUGUCUCCCAAAACGUUACUUAGGAAAUAAUUUCAACCUUUCUGGUUCUCCUUUCAAACUAAACCCGGAAAUUUACCGCUUGUAUAAUCUCACUCUUCUUAGUUGUCCUUCCAACGUAUCAUCUGAAUUUCCUAUAACACCGGUUUCUUGUCUAAGCGAACAUGAUUCGGACACGUCCCUUGUUGUUUCAUGGGGAGAGCCUAUUGAGGAUACAACUUUGUCUGAAACAUGCGAGGUGAUUUCAAGAGGUCUUGUUCCGUUACCGAGGAUGGAUAUGACUAUGUGGCCAUUUUGGGUUGAUCUUAAUAGUGAUGUUGAGUUGGUGUGGAACAAACCUAGAUGUGAGAAAUGUGCAGUUAAUGGUCAAGUUUGUGGAUUCUCUGAUGAUGAGACAAAUGGUCUUCAAGUUGAAUGCUUCCCUAGUCCUUCCAAUGGAGGUUUGUCUACAAGUGCCAAAUACUGCAUAUCAAUAGGAGUGGGACUACCGGGACUUCUCUGUCUAGUUGUAAUUUGUUGCUUUAUACGUGGUAAGAUGAGGACACUCUUACCUCAUAACCAAAGAACCUCAAAUCAUCCUUCAAUAACAAUUUCCUUAGAACCACUCCCUUCUUUUGUAACUGGCCUUGAUGGUGCCACUAUUGAAAAGUAUCCUAAAAUUCUUAUCGGAGAAAGUGGACGUUUGUUGAAGCCUAGUGACAAUACUUGCUCAAUUUGUCUAUCUGAAUAUGAACCUAAAGAGACAUUGAGAAGUAUACCUGAGUGCAACCAUUAUUUUCAUGCUGCUUGUAUUGAUGAGUGGCUCAAAAUGAAUGGCACGUGUCCUAUAUGUAGGAAUUCACCAGAGCCAUAUUCUUCUACCACUCCUUAUUUAUCUUCAUUGUUAUUAUCCCCAAACUCUUCACCAAUGACAUCUUCACGAUGAACUGGGCAUACUUCAAGUCUUAUAUAUUUAAUGUAGUUAUAUACUGAGAAUAGAGUCAUUACAUGUGUUAUACGAUUGUGAAAUUUUUGUUUUAUUUUCAGAGAUGAUAUAUACGAGAAAGUAUUAUUUAUCUUUUUUUAGUUUUAA